This is a messenger RNA of Alternaria burnsii, 1905 nucleotides long. RefSeq lists its product as uncharacterized. Gene Ontology annotation, biological process: tricarboxylic acid cycle; mitochondrial electron transport, succinate to ubiquinone. Gene Ontology annotation, molecular function: electron transfer activity; succinate dehydrogenase (quinone) activity; flavin adenine dinucleotide binding. Lineage: Eukaryota; Fungi; Ascomycota; Dothideomycetes; Pleosporales; Pleosporaceae. The coding region runs from base 1 to 1905 and encodes 634 amino acids. The record is from RefSeq and is a predicted model, not a curated record. The transcript has 5 exons.
AUGCGUGCCUUUGCGCGAGCCGUCUCGCGCCACCAGUACAGUGCUCGUCGGCAGUCGAUUUGCCCAAGACAGCGGAGCAAUUUCGCCUCAGUGAAUGGGCCAAAUGUCAAGAACUUGACGGUCAUUGACCAUCACUACGAUGCAAUUGUUGUUGGAGCAGGCGGUGCGGGCCUUCGAGCUGCUGUAGGACUCACGGAAGCUGGACUCAAGACUGCAUGCGUGUCGAAACUCUUUCCUACCCGAUCGCACACAGUCGCAGCACAGGGUGGAAUAAAUGCCGCGCUAGGCAACAUGACAGAAGAUGACUGGCGCUGGCACAUGUACGAUACAAUAAAGGGGUCGGACUGGCUCGGUGAUCAGGACGCCAUCCACUAUAUGACGCGCGAAGCCGUCCCAGCGGUCGUUGAACUUGAGAACUAUGGCAUGCCAUUUAGUCGGACAAACGAAGGAACGAUAUAUCAGCGAGCAUUAGGUGGACAGUCAUUGAAGUAUGGCAGGGGUGGACAGGCCUAUAGAACGGCAUGUGCGGCAGAUCGCACUGGGCAUGCAAUGCUCCAUACACUCUAUGGGCAGAGUCUGAAAGAAGGCGUGCAGUUCUUCAUUGAAUGGUUUGCGCUGGACUUGAUGAUGAGCGAGGGCAAGUGCGUUGGCAUAACGGCUAUGAACAUGGAGGACGGAACGACGCACAGGAUAUUCGCCAAAAAUACGGUGCUGGCAACGGGAGGAUACGGAAGAGCAUACUUUAGUGCGACAAGCGCGCAUACAAGCACGGGCGAUGGCAGUGCGAUGGUCUCGAGAGCAGGGCUACCGCUACAAGACAUGGAGUUCGUGCAGUUCCACCCUUCCGGCAUCUACGGCGCAGGCGUCCUGAUCACAGAAGGCGCUCGUGGCGAAGGCGGCUAUCUUCUCAACAGCGAAGGCGAACGCUUCAUGGAACGAUAUGCUCCCACUGCGAAAGAUCUCGCGUCGCGUGAUGUCGUCUCACGCUCUAUGAACCUUGAGAUCCUAGAAGGCCGCGGCUGUGGACCAAACAAGGACCACAUACAUCUCCAACUAUCGCACCUACCAAAGGACGUCAUCAUGGAAAGAUUGCCUGGAAUCGCCGAAACAGCUGGUAUCUUUGCUGGCAUCGAUAUAACAAGAGAGCCGAUACCCGUAUUACCAACAGUACAUUACUGUAUGGGCGGCAUACCAACCAACUACCAUGGGCAGGUACUAGAUGUUGAUGCGAAGAGUGGCAAAGAAGAUGUUGUUCAAGGGUUGUAUGCAGCUGGCGAGGCUGCAUGUGUAAGCGUGCAUGGCGCGAAUCGAUUGGGAGCAAAUUCCUUGCUUGACAUCGUAGUUUUCGGUCGAGCGACAGCACUACACAUCUCUGCCAAUCACUCGCCAUCGGAAGCACAUCACCCAGCUCCUGACAACAUCGGUCUCGAUUCCAUCAGCGAGAUCAACACUUUCCUAGAGUCCAACGGCAGCACGCCAACAUCCAGUCUACGAAACUCUAUGCAAAGCACCAUGCAAUCUACAACUGCUGUGUUUCGCACUCAUGACUCUUUAUCCAAAGGCAACACACAACUCGGUGACAUUGAGAACAAGUACACCACCGACCUACGCGUCACAGAUCGGUCCUUGAUCUGGAACUCCGACCUCAUUGAGACACUCGAACUGCGAAAUCUUCUUACCAAUGCAAGUCAGACGAGCAAGGCGGCAUUAACAAGGACGGAGAGUAGAGGCGCGCACGCAAGAGACGACUUUAAAGAGCGAGAUGAUGAAGAGUGGAUGAAACAUAGUCUUACGUGGCAGAGUAAUGUAGGGAAGGAGGUCAGGUUCGGAACGAGGGCGGUGAAUAUGAACACGUUGGAUGAGCAGGAGGCGGCGAGCGUGCCGCCUAUGAAGAGAUCGUACUAA